AUGAAGGAACUAGUGUCAAACAGUACAACCAAUAUAUCUCAAGCCAGAAAAGCUGUGGAGCAAUUAAAAAUGGAGGCAUACAUGGAUAGGAUGAAGGUAUCCAAGGCUGCAGCAGACUUAUUGGCAUAUUGUGAUGCUCAUAUUGGAGAAGAUCCCCUUAUUAUUCCAGUGCCUGCAUCUGAAAAUCCCUUUAGGGAGAAGAAACUCUUUUGUACUAUCCUUUGA
This is a messenger RNA of Balearica regulorum gibbericeps (East African grey crowned-crane), 225 nucleotides long. NCBI's taxonomy places the organism in Eukaryota, Metazoa, Chordata, Aves, Gruiformes, Gruidae. The record is from RefSeq and is a predicted model, not a curated record.